Messenger RNA from Cydia pomonella (codling moth), 1412 nucleotides. RefSeq lists its product as uncharacterized. The coding region runs from base 192 to 968 and encodes 258 amino acids. Lineage: Eukaryota; Metazoa; Arthropoda; Insecta; Lepidoptera; Tortricidae. The record is from RefSeq and is a predicted model, not a curated record. The transcript has 4 exons.
UGGACUUCGAUAAUUAAGUGACAUUUGCAAAACAAUAACAGAUAAAACAUUCAUUUGAGACUACACUACGCUACGAAGUCGCGGUUUGCUGCGACUUAUAAUAAUAUUAUAAAAAAAAAAAUUAGGUACAAAUACAUAAUCAAAGAAUAAAAGAGUCUUAAAGUUUGUAAAGUUAAAUUAAAGUGUGUAAAAUGCGCGGAGAGGCACCACAGUUUAAAAGAUGUUGUUUCUGCGUUCCUUUAAGGAGGGGAUUGAUUGGAUGGGGAUAUUGUAAGCUGGUCCUCAACGUGUUAACGUUCGCAUACAUAAUACUGAUAUGCUCUUUGAUUGCGCGCCUCAGUGUUUUGCGGUUUAAGGACUUCGCAAUCAUUACUGUCAUUUUUGCGACUGUGAUCACAGACACUUGUUUUAAUAUUGUCCUCGUCGUUGCCGGCCAUCGGAAAAGCGUCAAGUUGCUACGAGUAUCAUAUAUCUACAACCUGGUGUCUCUGGGUCUGGUGGUGCUGGCUCAUUGUUUCAAAAUCUACACAAACCUAUACUAUAUCUAUAAGAUGACACAAUAUAUAGGAUUCCACAUGUUCUUCAUUGUUGAUCUUAUGGUCAGCGCGGCUCUUGCGUUUGGUGUCAUUUUUGUACAAGUAUACAUGAUAUUAUUGAUACGCAGCGAGACGAUAAAACUGCAGAACCAGUCGUUAGAAAUACAGUUCUCGAAUCAUUUAGCUGGCGAGCCGCAGUGCACGCUGCACAAUGCGUCAGAACAGUGCACGGAGAAGAAACAAGUAGUGAAGAACUGUUGCCCGGACAAGCAGGGCCUGCAGAACUGUUGCACGGAAGAGAAACAAGUAGUACAGAACUGUUGCCCAGACAAGCAGGCCUUCCAGAACUGUUGCACGGAAGAGAAAGAAGUUGUGCAGAAAUGUUGCACGGAUAAGAAUCAAUUCGGGGAUAACUGUUGCACGGAUGAAUAAUAGAUUAAGAGUGUUAGACCGGUGAGCUCCAUCUUAGGCCCUGUCUUCACUUUCCAUCAGGUGUGACUACAGGUAGAGCCAAUCGCCGAUCAGUUUUUUAAUUAAAAAAAAGACUAAUAAAAAAUUAGGCGACACGACUGUUGAAUAUAAAUAAGACGUCUUAAAAUAAUAAUAAGUAAUUAAAAGUUGGUCUCGCAAUUAGGCUACUUGUCUAUGUAUAGUUUUUUCAAGGAUCCUUCCAUGUUUUUAAACAUAAUUAAAAGGAACGUAUCAUUAAUAUAAGAUUACAAUUUAUUAUAAAAGCAAAUGAUACAUACGUUUAAAAGCUCAAGAAAUUAAAUGCAGGUAAUUUUAAAUAAUACAUAAUGAAUUAUGACAAUUAGAAAAUUAUUAGCGACUAAAUCAAUAGUAUAGUUUUUUUAAGAACACGAAUAAAUAACAUAU